Molecule: messenger RNA, 2275 nt
Organism: Oreochromis niloticus (Nile tilapia)
Lineage: Eukaryota; Metazoa; Chordata; Actinopteri; Cichliformes; Cichlidae
Exons: 6
Coding region: 1155-2096 (313 amino acids)
Biological process (GO): DNA integration
Molecular function (GO): nucleic acid binding
Source: RefSeq, a predicted model, not a curated record
UCAUUGCUGCGUGCAAAAAAUGUAUUUCAGUGUUUGCGCUUAUCCAUAUACACACACACAAUAGCACCCCCUCUCGCUCAGUUUUUUCAUUUGCGCUUGCUCGCAAUGUGUUGCUUGCGCUCACAACAUUCUCUGCUGCAAGCGCUCAACUCUCUGUACACCGUUAUAAGUGUGCCACAAAACCAACCAAUCACAGACUUGGUUUCAAAAAUUCUGAUUGGCUCUUACAGUCUCCAAUCAGCUCGCUAGCUGCUGCAUUCCGGAAACAGUCCGAAAUGUAGCUAAAUCCAGCUAAACUCAAUUUAACCCCAAUUUGCGGAUAAUAUCUUUAAUUAUUUUAUUUUAAAAUAUAUUAUUUGUUAAGACUAUCGUUGGUGUAGUAUAAUGUAGUUGCAUUAUACAACCAUGCCAACUGACUCUCCAAAUUAUAUUUGAGUAGCUCUCUUUUAUGUCGUCGAAUACUGAACAGCAGCACGAAAACAACAUGUCCCGGCCACAUGUAAGUAAUAUAAAAUCAUUUUGUACAUUAUUAUUCGCUUGAUAACUGACGUUAGCUAAUUUGCAAACUAUGCAAACUUGAAAAAUGAUGUACCUCAUGUAGUUCGUUUUAUGGGUUGUUUAUUUUUGUCUGAGAUACGUCAUUUCAUUGUAUUUUUCUAACUACUUGUCCAUGUUUGCUGCUUUUAACAGGACAUACUGAGACAGCAAAUGAUGCAUAGACUCCUCUCUAAACUGGAAGCUGCUUUAAACCAACAACCACUAAAUCUGGAUUAUUUGGAGUUCUUGACUCGUCAUGAGCUUGUUCUGUUUGAAUCUUUCUCUCAGCAAAUAGGUGGUCUGUCAGAGAUUACAGAGGCUCUACAAAAUGUUCAUCAUCUGGUUCAGUGUGAAAUUAACAUCACCUCUGUGGGAAUUAUUGAACUGGAAACAGAAGUUGGUCUGGGACCUGGCCACCCCAAAAUCGUACUAGAGAGAGAAAAACUGAAGAACUUGUUGGACACUCAGCUGCCAGUCAGCUGCAUCGCUAAAUGUCUUGGUGUUUCAAGAAGAACAAUCUUCAGGAGGAUGCAAGAAUUUGACUUGUCUGUGAGAGGAACAUACAGCACAAUGAAUGACCAAGAGCUGGACAACAUCAUAUCGACUAUCAAAAUCAGAUGCCAAAUGCUGGCUAUCGAAUGGUUCAAGGACAUUUGGUUUCUAUGGGUCUCCGUGUUCAGUGGUGGAGAAUGAUGGCCUCCAUGCAUCGAGUUGAUGCUGUUGGGAUCUUCACACGGAUUACAGAACUAGGCUGUGUUGUGCGAAGAAGCUACUCGGUGCGAGGCCCUCUCUCCCUUGUCCACAUAGACACAAAUCACAAGCUAAUAAGGUACAAUGUUGUGAUCUUUGGUGGAGUGGAUGGCUACUCAAGGAAGGUCCUGUACUUGGAUGCAGCAACUAACAACAGGGCAAAAACUGCAUUCUCAUUUUUCCUGAGAUCAGCCCAGCUUCACGGCUUGCCAUCAAGGGUUAGGGCAGAUCAAGGAGUAGAAAACCUGGACAUUGCACAUUUCAUGUUUGCCACAAGAGGAACAGGGAGAGCGAGUUUCAUAUCUGGAAAGAGUGUCCACAAUCAGAGAGUAGAACGACUUUGGCGUGAUGUCUGGAUUGCAGUCACUAGCAAGUACCAUGAUGUUCUUCACUCACUUGAGGAGGAUGGCCUGCUUGACAUUUCAGAUGUCAUUCAUCUCUUUGGUGUCCACUACAUCUUUGUCCCUCGACUCCGAGCAGAUCUUGUCACCUUUGUUGGAGGAUGGAAUAAUCAUCCCCUCAGGACAGAAGGUGGUCUCACUCCUGAACAGCUCUGGUGUAUGGGACAUCUACAAGAGCUGGACGACGGCGAGAGACUUGAGGAGCUUCAGGAUCCAGGUAUUGACUGGGAGAGUGCUGUACUGCAAGAAGAAUCUAACAGCACAGUUGUGGUUCCUGAAAUUGAAUGCCCACUGGAUGAGGAAACCCUGGAGGGACUUCAGAGAACAAUUAAUCCCUUGGGACAUUCAGAAUCUUACGGUCGUGACCUGUAUAUACAAUUCUUGCUACUGGUGUCAAACCAACAGUGACACUUAAGAUGGACGUGAAAGUCAACGCUCUUUUGUUCUCAAAUACUGGAUUUCUUUGUUUCUUUGUUGAAAGAUUACAGAUUACAAUUCAGAUUACAAGUAGACAAUCAAACAAAGCACUUGCUUAUUAUCUAUCAACGUAGGACCCUACACAAAGUUUUGAAGUCUUAUCAUUUUCA